AUUUUUAUCAACAAAAGCAAUUAUAAAUUUAAUUAGUUACUUAUUUUAAUAAUUGAAUUAACAAAAUUAAAUAAAUAACGAACAAUUUAAAUUUUACAUAAUGUCAUUUAGUGCUUUAGAAGAGGAGAAUGAAGACGAAAUAAAAUAUAUCGAUUCAGUUAUAAUUAAUAAAUUAUUAAAUUUAAAUACUUGUAAAAAAUGUAUUCGUUUUUAUUUACGCCAAUUUCGUGAUCCAAAUUUUGUAGAAGAUUAUAUUGAUGGUUUGCAUGAAAAAAUUAACAAAAAAGCGAAAUAUUGCCCAUGCAGAUGUUGUUUAGAUAUUUUUCAUACAAUUAAGGAAUCUAUUCCUACAAUUGUAGAGGACCUGAAACAACGAAAGUUGAAUAAAGUUAUCUUAACAUGUCACUUUCCUAAGUCUCUGUUAUUAAGGAUGAAAUGUUUUCAUAUAAUGUUGCCAGAAAAAUACCCAGGAUACUAUGAAGAAAUAGAAUUUCCUGGUGUAUCCCAAUAUUUGAUGGAUGAAAUAAAGAAUGAGUUGAAAAAAUAUGAUAUAAAUCCUACUAGAAAUACCCACGUUACACUGAAAAUUGUUUUUCAAUAUGCUGAUGACACGCAGGAGGUAUUGAAGAUGCCACAACUCAGUGAAAAACAUAUAAGUGCAAUGCAUGUUAGAGAAUUUAGACAAUACUUACCAAAAAUUGACAAUUACACCAUGAAAAAGCACUUUGGUGUGCCUCCAGAUACUCCAGAAAAAUCAGUUUAUUUAGAAGAAUAUUUACUACUAUAUGCACCCAUAUACAUUUGCGGUCGUUAUAAUAGGUAUACAAAGAAAAUAUUUCAGGACCACCAUCCAAAUAGUAUUGAGCAAAUAGUAAUUAAGGCAAUAAGUACUGUAAUGCGAACGCCUAAGGAAAAUAUAAAGGUAUCGUUCUGCGGUAAAGACGGUGCAUUCGAUAGAAUUUUAGAGAAUGGUAAACCAUUCUUUGUGGCUAUUACAAAUCACAAUAUUCCUUUAAGAGGUUUGACCCACACACAGCUGGAUCAAAUUGAACAUUUGUGUAAUCUGGUUGAGGACUGUCGCAUAUUUAGGUUAUCAAACACGGUUUUCAAGAGCGUCCAACUUCUUUCAGAAUUUGAGAAAAUGGGUUGCAGAAAGUACGAUUUGAUAGUGUGGACAGAUGCACCAAAUGUUGCCCAAUGCAUUGCAUGUUUGAACAGAGAAGGUGAGAAAGUGCCAAUGUUAAUAACUCAGAAAACCCCGAUCAGUGCUUUAAAAUACCGUCCUCUUCUAACGAGAACACGUUACGUACGUUUACUAAAAGCGGAACCCAUUGAAGGAGAAAAUUGCAAGUUUAAAAUGUUGCUGAAAGUGGACGCAGGUACUUACGUAGAUGAAUUGUUUCAUGGAGACCUUGGUCGAACGACUCCAAGCAUUAGUACUAUAAUUGGAGGUUUUAAUGUGGUAAUAACGCAUAGGGAUUUGCUUGAUCUGGAAGGGGAAAUCCCGUCUUAUGAUGAUGAACCAUUAGAAAACGAAGCACAAUCUUCCUACACGGAAGAUUGAUUUAGAAUUCUAUUUAAUAAGAAAAUGUUAAUUUUAUAAAAAAUUCAUUUUUUGUGUAUAUGAUAUAAUGUUUAUUUUAUAUUUGAUUAAUUAUUAAGUUUCCAUUUUAAAUGGGUUAAUAUCAUUAAUAUUUUUCUCAGAGUGUACAUAAAAACUUAUUUAUUAUUUACAUUAAAAUUAUCAUUUUAUGGUAAUAAAAAGUUACAGAAAAUUGUUAUUGUGUUCUUAUUCUCGUUUUAAUAAGAAUUUUGUAUAAUGAUGAAUAACUCACUUAA
Aethina tumida (small hive beetle) is the source of this 1839-nucleotide messenger RNA. Its product is annotated as tRNA pseudouridine synthase Pus10. Lineage: Eukaryota; Metazoa; Arthropoda; Insecta; Coleoptera; Nitidulidae. Gene Ontology annotation, biological process: tRNA pseudouridine synthesis. The record is from RefSeq and is a predicted model, not a curated record. Gene Ontology annotation, molecular function: pseudouridine synthase activity. The transcript is spliced from 7 exons. Bases 101 to 1564 code for a protein of 487 amino acids.